UCUGCCGGAAAGUACACGAAUAAGAGGCGCAAUUUAGACACAAAAGCAGCCCUGGGCACUUGCACAACCCACUGUUUAUUUCCGUGUUACUUCCUUGUUCUGUCUAGUCUCUGGUGUUUUUCCGGAGAGAAAUAUGUAAACAGCGGUAACAUUUUUGGAUUCGACUACAUAUCAACGCGAGCGACACAAGUCUAAUCGUUUUUUUUCAUCUCCGGCUUGCGGUUACAGAUUGGGACAGACUCCUUGAGGAGAUCAGGAGCUGUAGGACUUCUUCGCCCCAGUACUUCUCGUCGAUGGCAGACUCCCGAGAAAGAAGGAAAACUGGUGAAGAUGAGCCUCAGGGUGCAGUCGGGGGUGAAGAUGUCAACGACGAGAGAAUUAUGGAACAAGGAGCUAUUGUUUUAAGAGGGUAUGUCAUAGAGAGGAUCAGUGCAGAAAACCCAGGGAGGCAUUUGGCUCCAGAGGACCUUGGUGGUAGACCCAACGAACAAGAGGACCACCAAGUCAAAAACAUGUCGCCAGACCCACUGGCUCCAGUUCAUCUACAAGUCCAUGCUAGUCUAAUAAACAGAGUCCAGGUAAACUGUGCCCAGGAUGUGUUCUUCUCAGUGGCCAGGGAAAUCUUUGCAGAUGGUAUCAAAUGGGGCAGAGUGGUCUCCCUGUUUCACUUGGCCUACAAGCUUAUUUACAAGGCACUGACACAGAACCACUUAGAAAGCAUCAAGAUGGUUAUUAACUGGGUAUUACAGUUCAUCAGGGAAAAUGUCUCCGCUUGGAUCCGACAGCAAGGAGGAUGGGAGGCGGUUAUUAGCACCGUGUCACAUUGGCGUACGGUGUCGCUUGUGGCUGCAGUGGCUUUCGUGACGGUCAUGGUUUACUGGAGGAAAACACGCUGACAUCUCAGGAAGUGCCCUUGGUGAAAUCAAAAGUGCUCUUAAAAUGUGUACAUUUCUCUGGGAACGGGUUAAUAUGUUAUGUCCUGUGCAGUAGAUUUGACUUUGGGGUAAUGGUGACAUAGUAAUCUUGUUUUAUAUGUUGAAUUGAUCUGAGAAGGAACAGUUGGUGCCUUUUGGUACAGUACUCCACACUGAGAAAGUAUUUAUUAGUACCAAUGUGAAACUGUAUUUUUCUAAAAAUGUUUUUCUAUUGCUCAAAAAAAGAACCCUGUAAAGUGUUUUAUUGAACAAUGUUUUUUGAACAUUAGAGGUUUUAUUGAAGCCCUAAUCUUCUAUUGAUUUGGAAUUAAAAGUAAGCCACCAUUUUUUUCACAGCUCUAAAUAUAUACUAUUUUUAUGUAUCUGAAUGGAACGAAUGUCUUUUUUAAAUUGUGGCAAACAUGCACACAUGUUUAAUAAAAAUACUUUUGCCAAAGCAA
Molecule: messenger RNA, 1375 nt
Organism: Oncorhynchus keta (chum salmon)
Lineage: Eukaryota; Metazoa; Chordata; Actinopteri; Salmoniformes; Salmonidae
Product: apoptosis regulator BAX-like
Exons: 7
Coding region: 294-896 (200 amino acids)
Biological process (GO): intrinsic apoptotic signaling pathway in response to DNA damage; release of cytochrome c from mitochondria; extrinsic apoptotic signaling pathway in absence of ligand
Cellular component (GO): mitochondrial outer membrane
Molecular function (GO): protein heterodimerization activity; channel activity; protein homodimerization activity
Source: RefSeq, a predicted model, not a curated record